Solea senegalensis (Senegalese sole) is the source of this 1342-nucleotide messenger RNA. RefSeq names its product RAD52 motif containing 1 (gene rdm1). The transcript is spliced from 8 exons. Gene Ontology annotation, molecular function: RNA binding. Gene Ontology annotation, cellular component: nucleolus. The record is from RefSeq and is a predicted model, not a curated record. Lineage: Eukaryota; Metazoa; Chordata; Actinopteri; Pleuronectiformes; Soleidae. The coding region runs from base 132 to 911 and encodes 259 amino acids.
AUUGGUCAGUGAAGCAAACUCCGCCCCUUAGCGGAAGUGUGGUAGAUCGUUUUUAGUGAAAAGGAGCAAACCAGGUGUGUGUGUGUGUGUGUGUGUGUGUGUGGUUCCAGCUGAGUUCUGGUCUGUUUGUGAUGGACGUGGACAUCGUGGAGUUUGUGGUUCCUGUAGAAAACAACAAGACUGUGCUGGUGUGGAACAUCGAACCUCUCACUGAAGCUGAAAUCAAUGAUAGAUUGUUUGCUGUCUUCUCAUCCUUCGGUCCUCUCUACCUGUUGAAGUUGACUCCUAAUGCUUGGCCCCGCCCCCACGGUUUCUCCGCCCUUAUUAAGUUCUACUCUGGUGUCCAGGCAGCGGAGGCUCAGCGUGAGACUGACGGAAUCUUGCUCUUCAACUCUCAGCUCAAGGUGAGGCUGAGCUCCAAACAGACGCCUCACUUCCUGUGUAACAGCAGCAAACCUCUGAGCCACUCCCACUGCCUGGAACUGGCAAAUCACUUCCUGGGAUUCAACGGCUGGACCUCUGACAUCAUCACACUGAAGGAGCUCACAGAUGAAGACGAUGUCCGAGGUGAAGAGGGCGGAGUCAACGAGAGGAGGCUGCGGUUUGGCUGCGUGUUGCAGCUCUCCUUCCCCCACCAUGGAAAGACCACCAGAGGAGGCGCUGUGGUGGAGGACACCUGCACAGAUACAGUGUUACAGAGUCGCAGUAAACUGCUGAAGCGUGUCAGAGACAGAGCUCUGGUUCAGGCCUUCUCCAACGUCCUGCUGAUUUUAUUAGGAAACGGUAAAGUGAUGGUGGAGGUUAAACAGACAUCGGAGCAGUUUGUCCCUGAGCAGACAGAGGGCGUCGUUCAGGUGAAUCACUUUGAUCCAGACGAAGGUGAUGAUGAGUGGGAUCUGACGGUGUCAUAGAUGCAUUUUUCAAAUAUUUCAGCACCACCCCCAGUGACACAGCCUCAGGUGCUCCUGUCCCGUCUACCUCUGCACAGCCCAGUGACACAGCAUCAGGACUAAAGGCUGCACCUAUAGACCCUGCUGACUUGCCAUCUCUUCUUACAGACAAAGUAAGAAGAGAGUUAGUUCACAGAGGACCAUUUCAAACAAAAAACAGUUACACAUUUCCCCAAAACAACGAUGGGAGAAGGUGUCAACGUGACUUUUUUAAAAGAGUCUUAGUUAAUGGGGAAGAAAUCAAAAGGAGCUGGCUGAUGUACUCCAAAAAGAAUGAUAGCUUGCACUGUUUUUAUUUGGUGUGAUAUUUUUUACUCAAAGAAAUAAAAUCUUGAAUACACACAUGCAGUUUCUGUGCGAUUGUAUGAAAGUUGAUUGUGAAAUUGACUGCU